This is a messenger RNA of Poecilia reticulata (guppy), 2938 nucleotides long. It is a transcript of the gene necap1, whose product is annotated as NECAP endocytosis associated 1. Lineage: Eukaryota; Metazoa; Chordata; Actinopteri; Cyprinodontiformes; Poeciliidae. Gene Ontology annotation, cellular component: clathrin vesicle coat; membrane. Gene Ontology annotation, biological process: endocytosis. The record is from RefSeq and is a predicted model, not a curated record.
AGAAAUGGGCUGAAUAAAUGACUCACGACCACGGUCCUCCCACAUCAAGUACUCGGGAUAAGAUGGCGGCCGAGGGAGAGUACGAGUCGAUCCUGUGCGUUAAACCAGAUGUCAACGUUUWCCGCAUCCCGCCUCGUGCUUCGAACCGCGCGUACAGGGCUGCUGACUGGAAGCUAGACGCUCCGGACUGGUCCGGUCGAAUGAGAAUAACGGCCAGAGGAACAGUAGCAUUCAUCAAACUAGAAGACAAGGUCUCAGGGGAACUGUUUGCCCAGGCACCUGUGAAGGAAUACCCCGGCGUCGCUGUGGAAACCGUCAGCGAUUCCAGCCGAUAUUUUGUUCUGAGGAUACAGGAUGACAGCGGCCGCAGCGCUUUCAUAGGAGUUGGCUUUGGGGACCGAGGAGACGCUUUUGAUUUCAACGUCGCUCUGCAGGAUCAUUUCAAGUGGGUGAAACAGGAGAGUGAAAUCAGUAAAAGCAACCAGCUCGGGGAUUCAGGACCAAAACUGGAUUUGGGUUUUAAGGAGGGACAGACAAUCACACUGAAUAUAGGACAGGGUAAAAAGAGGGAUAAGCCCCGUCCACAAGGCUCAGCGGGGGUUGGACUCCUGCCACCACCACCUGGAGGGAAGAUAGCUCCGCCUCCUUCGUCUGGCUCUUCUAACCACAACACAGUUCCCCAGACAGCCGGCACAGCAACAAGCUGCCUCUUGGAGUUGGACAGCAGUAACUCCAACACAGUGGUUCAGUCCAAUCAGAGCUCAGAUCUACUCUGGGGGGACUUUUCAGCUCCAGCGAGUUCUGUUCCUCCUCCAUCAACGACUCAAAGCUCCACAAACUGGAUCCAGUUUUGAGCCGUCGCUGCUCACGUCAGAUGUGAUGUUUCAUCUCGCUGCAUUCGCGUCCAUGGCUUCCUGUGAACCUCACUGAGAGCAUCUCCCACACCACCACCCUCCUCAGAGCAGAGAUUACAAACCCCAGUGUUCUGUUAAAGYGUGUAUUCCCUCUCAAAUCCUGCUGACAGCAAAUGAAGCAUUAAUGACUUAAAGCCAUGAAAUUAUAUGAGCCAUCUGCAACAAUAUAUAAGGGCUAUGUGGCAGGUGUCGCUCCUUCAUGUGUUUACAUCGGUUCGCCUGUAGGGGUCCCUGUGAGCAGAGCUUUCUUUUAUGGACCGAGAUGGAUUCACAUUUUGUCUGUGUGACGGCGCCCUCUGCUGGCACCAAAGAGUACUAAAYGUCAACAAAUACRGUUUAUUAGCGCCCUUUYAAAAGUGCUGAAAAUAUGCAAAAAGCAAAAUGGAGCUACAGAAAAAUACUAAUUUAAGAUAAAUUAUAUAAAUAUGUCUAUAUUCAAUUAGGAUUAGCUCUUAUUUUUUAUAAAACAAAAUGUAAKAUUUUUUUCUUUGUACAGCAAAAAGCAAUUGAGAAAAGAAAAGCUACACAUAACUUUGUGUAGCUUUGCCCUUUCGGCUGAAGUUAUUUCACUGGUUCUAAAUCACUAAAUACAAAYGUAAAUGCAAUCACAUGACCRUAAAAAAUGUGUAUUUGAAAACCAGUGUGAAAAUCAAAAUAUGUAYUUUUAAGUCACUGGCUUUAAAAAAGUUGCUGCUCUUGUAGUUUCACAGAGGAAUUAAAAUUAUGGUUUAGGAUGCUGAAUUUAUUUAAAGGUGAUGGUGAUAUUAUUGGGGAGGUGUCCUCAUAGAURUAUACAGAUGCAUCAGUAUAUGUGGGAUUAUUGGCUCCACAAUUUUAUGGUUAUAUAGUGAAAAUUAUGUGUCAUUGUCUUACAGCAUGUUCUGUCUACAGCAAAAACAAUAGUGGUUGGAAAUCAUUCUUUCCAUAUGUUUUUUCCAUCUAUACUCUGUAUUUUAAAGAAGCACAUAAGUUAAAAUAUGGAAUAACCUUAARUGAAUCUGCUGCUCAAACAGAAUACCUAAUCUCAUGUAAUCUGGCCAAGAGAUCGGCUCAGAAAAAAACAAUUUCUCCUUCAGGAUAUCAUAGGGAGGCUCUUCUGUGGCGGUUAUUGUCAAGUCAUUGCUCUGCUUUUGGCAUUUAAUGCUUUCAGUGUCAUCACUGUCACUCAAUCRUGAAAUUUAAUUUAAAGGAAGCAGUGAAAACAUCUCUUCUGCUUUGAUUAAUGUAAGUUUAAAGAAAAAGUGGACUGGAAGUAAAAUGUUUGGUUCAGAUACAAACAGCUUUUUGCCUUGGACUGAUGUUGUGCUGCACAAUAAAACAAAUAAUUGCUCCUCAAUUGGACUUGUACAGUUUUGAUGCCUUCUGAUAUGUGGAAAGUUAUCAUAAAAACAAUUUUAACAGUGAAAUACUUUGAAGGCUGGACUGCAAAUGUGUGAAGUGUUUUUAUUUUAGGUGAAACUGUUUCCUGUGAGCUUGGACGUGCAUAAAAACUGGAACGAGCCGGUGUGGUCUGGAAAAUCAAACAUUUUCCAGUCAGUAUUCUAAAAACUCACCAGAUGUGUCAACAUGUCCUAGAAUGAACUGAGCUGUUUGGAGAUGUGAGAGGACCAGCCUGAGCACUGGAGGAAAAACUAAAUGAUUGUGUUGCUUCAUUCUGAAUGUGUUAAUGGCAGCAGAUGAAAUGUUGAUCUUUUUGCGCUAAAAGUCUUAUGAAUUUAGACAAAGUUUACAUUAAUUUAUUUGAAUUGUAUUAUUGACUGUAAUUUAAAAUGAUCUGCAUAAAUAUGGAAGAUGUGCUGUGAUCAGAUCACAUAAASUGUAAUUGACUGGCAUUGAGAUAUAGGACUGACUUGUUUAUGUUGUCAUGUGUUACGUUUACAUUACUCAUGUUGCCAGAUCAAAUAUCAUGUCCUUCAUUUAUUGCUUCUUCCAUUCUGGAUGUAAAUUCACUAACUCUUGAUUUAUGACCAGUUCAAYGAAAGGGAGGCAAUAAAACCUUUCAAAGGAGGAAGUUUGUACUUUAA